Parnassius mnemosyne (clouded apollo) is the source of this 519-nucleotide messenger RNA. Lineage: Eukaryota; Metazoa; Arthropoda; Insecta; Lepidoptera; Papilionidae. The record is from the annotation of a GenBank genome assembly.
UUGCAGAACACAACUUUAGGUAGUGGAUUAUACCUUUCACCUGAUUUAAAUGUAAGCUUACCACACAGUCACGGUGGGUUUGGCUGGGGUGCCAGUUGCAUUGGUGGCCACUUGUCCUGCAUUGCUAUGUGUGAAGUCAUCGACACGCCUGAUGGAAUCAAUGUUAGAAAACCUAUUACUGAUGAAGGUGAUGGAGUUAAUAAUGAAGACACUAACCAACAACUAAACACUACUGACGUCAAAGCGUCUUAUUAUGUUACUAAUAGCGAUUUACUAAGAUUGCGUUAUUUACUGGUUUACGCAAAACAGCCUACUUCGAUAAGAUUUAGCACAACAAACGCUCAUAGAAACGAGGGUGGAUUGCGACAAUGGUUAAAUAAGCACAAGUUGAUGUCUAUACUCCUUGGUUAUGGGUUAAUGCUAGCAACUAUAGGUUUUGCCAACAAUCAACCUAUGAAUUAUUACUACAAAAUUUUGUUGAAGAAAUUAGAUCUAGCGUAUACAUCCGUAAAAGUUUGA